Molecule: messenger RNA, 1542 nt
Organism: Chelmon rostratus (copperband butterflyfish)
Lineage: Eukaryota; Metazoa; Chordata; Actinopteri; Chaetodontiformes; Chaetodontidae
Product: OX-2 membrane glycoprotein-like
Exons: 7
Coding region: 18-1040 (340 amino acids)
Molecular function (GO): cell-cell adhesion mediator activity
Source: RefSeq, a predicted model, not a curated record
GUGAAUGUGCAGCGAAGAUGACAUCUCGUGAGUUUAUACAUUUAAUUUGUGCUUUUGGACUCUUUCAUGAAGGUCUGACAGCUCUGAUCCAGACACAGCGGACUGUGAUGGCAGCUGAAGGAAAAGAAGCUCAGUUCAGCUGUCAGCUGACUCAAUCUAAAGAUGUUCUUCAGGUCACAUGGCAGAAACGUUUACCAAGCGGGGAGAAGAAUCUUUGUACUUUCAACAAGUACUUUGGUCAGCGAGUGAAUCCUGACUUUAGAGAUAAAGUGGAGUUUGAAGCUGCUGGACUGCAGAACAGCUCCAUCGUGAUCAGGAAGGUGACAGAGCUGGAUGAAGGCUGCUAUCACUGCUUGUUCAACACCUACCCUGAAGGUGCCCUCAAAGGUACAACCUGCCUCCACCUCUAUGAGCUGCAUGAACCCAUUCUACAUGUGAGACAGUCAAACUCUAGUGAAGAGGCACUUGUGUCCUGCUCGGCCACAGGUCGACCUGCUCCCACAGUGAUAUUAAGAGUCCUGCAGAAAGACCUCCACCUCUCAGGCUACAGCUCCGUCAGCGUCACCAACAGCAACGGCACAGUCACUGUCACCGCUGCAGCUGUGCUGUCGGCCUCAAAUGACAGCAGCACACAGGUUGGAUGUGCAGUGCGAGUGCUCUCUGGUCCUCAGAUAGAGACGUCUGUGACGUUGCCUGAGGUCAAACGGUCGUCUGCUGAUGGUUUGUUUGAGGAAUCUGAGCCUGAUGACGAUUCCAGUGUCACUUGGAUCAUUGUGUGUGUGUUCGUGGUCUUCAGUGUCUGUUGUGUUGCAGUCAUCAUCUCAGUCCUGCUUCUACAACAACAAAAGAAAAGUGUGUCGCGCAGGGACUCUGAGGACAUCAGGACACCACAAAAACUGAUGGAACACACUCAUGAGACCAAAACCCCUUUAAUGCAGCAAGAGAGCGAGCAGGUGAGGCUGCGGGUGUCUACUGGGUCAAAACAAAGCAAGAACUCCCCAAAAGUAUCAUCUGGGACAGCAAAGCGUCAGCUGUUUUAACCAGUGCCAGCUGUUUGUGCCAGAGGAUCACCCACAGGCCUGCAGUGACAGGGUGAGGACAGAUAUGGUGACAUUUGUGAAGGGAGUGAAACCGGCAGACUGUAUAAGAUCCAUCUUUCAGUCCCACACAUGUCUGUCCCAGGAAGAUCAAAAAGAUUCUCUUUUUUUCUUUUUUAAUUAAAAUAUUGAAAGUUUUCCUGCUGCUCUUUCUUUUUUUAACUAAACCAAAUAGCGACAAACACGAAUUUACAAGAGACUGUCUGAGUUCUAAGAUUUACCAAAGCAAUGUACAUAAAAUAUUGAUUCCAGAUGUGUUCUGCUGAUGUUUUUAAUAUUGUUCAACACUCCUUUAACCAGAGCCAGAUUUGGGCAAAUGAGGGUUUUGUAAAGGAAAAACUAAACUUUUGUCUGUUGUUAUCUUUGAUGUUAUCUUUUGAUUUCUAUGCAUUUGUAUUUUGUACAUGUUUUGAUAAAAUGUCAGUUUUCAACAUCACCAAACUGU